UUUUUUUUUCUUUAGCUUAUCAGAGCUCAAAGAGUCCAGCAGGUGGCGGUAGUGCACCUUUACGCUGGUCACCGACCACUGGAAGAAGCAGAAACCGGAAAGUGCUAUCCGAGCUAGCUUGUUCUGGUGUGUGAGGAGAGUAUUCAGAGGCGGUUAGCUCUACUCCGUGAACUCAGCUGUUAGCUAAACACGGCUAAAGAAAACCUGCUACCACUUCAGGAUCUGGGACUGAUUCAUCGUGUGUUCUUCACCACCUGGACCUGGACAGCAUGGACACAGAUGUUCAACAGAUGGUGCAGGUUAAAGAAGAUCCUGAAGAACAGAGUGCUGGUGUGGACCAGCAGGACCCAGAACAUCUCCACAUAAAGGAGGAAAAGGAGGAACUCUGGACCAGUCUUAAGGGAGAGCAUCUCUGUUUGAAGGAGGAGACUGAUUCUGCCUGGUUUCAUUUCAGUUCUGUUUCUAUAAAGAGUGAGGAUGAUGAAGAGAAACGUCUGUCAUCACAGCUUCAUCAGCAGCAAAUAAAAGACAAAGAUGUUCCAACCAGCAGCUCUUCUGACCAGAUGACAGCGGAAACUGGUGGGGUAUCAGGAACUAGCAGGAACCCAGAUCUGAACCCUCAUGAACAAACAUCUGAUUCUUCAGAGACUGAAGUUAGUGGAGAUGAUGAUAUGAAUCUAGACUCUGGGAUGUCAGACUCUGGGUCCGAAACUGGAGACGAAGACCAUGACUGGAAUGAGAAAAGGUCUUCUGAGUCAGGUGUUAAGACUGUCAACAUAUCCUUUAGCUGUCUUGAGUGUGGUGAACGAUUUCAUGACAAGCAGUCUCUCCAGAAACACGUGAGAGUAACCAACCAUUCAGCAAUCAGGUCUUCCAGCUCUUUGGGUAAUAAGAAAUCGUUUAGACUUAAGCAGCCUGUAGACUCAUUUAGGGAAGUCCAGAAAGAACUAAAAUCAUUUAGUUGUGGUGACUGUGGAAAAAUAUUUAGUACAAAAUCAAGUUUUAAUAGACACCAGAGAAUACACACAGGACAGAAACCAUUUGCUUGUGAGUUCUGUGGACAAAGAUUUACCCGAAAGGCGAAUUUAAACGAUCACAUGAGAGUCCACACAGGACAUAGACCUUUUGUCUGUGAGCUCUGUGGACAAACAUUUAAACAUAAGUCGAGUUUAAACGAUCACACGAGAGUCCACACAGGACAGAAGCCUUUUGUCUGUGAGCUCUGUGGAAAAAGAUUUACCCAAAAGGUGAAUUUAAACAGUCACAUGAGAGUCCACACAGGACAGAAACCAUUUGUCUGUGAGCUCUGUGGACAAAGAUUUAAACAUAAGUCAACUUUAACCUGUCACAUGAGAGUCCACACAGGUCAGAAGCCUUUUGUCUGUGAGCUAUGUGGACAAACAUUUAAACAUAAGUCGAAUUUAAACGAUCACACGAGAGUCCACACAGGACAUAAACCAUUUGUCUGUGAGCUCUGUGGAAAAAGAUGUACCCAAAAGGCGAAUUUAAACACUCACAUGAGAGUCCACACAGGACAUAAACCAUUUGUCUGUGAGCUCUGUGGACAAAGAUUUACCCGUAAGUGGAAUUUAAACGCUCACAUGAGAGUCCACACAGGAGAUAAACCAUUUGUGAGUUCUGUGGAGAAAGAUAUGGACAAAAGAGAAAUUUAUUCAAGCACAUGAGUGUCCACACAGGAUAGAAACCUGUUUGUGAGCUCUGUGGACAAAUUUAAAGUGACUGUGUGUAUUUUCCCUGGCAAUAGAGGGCAUUAAUUCUUACUUCUCCUGGCACUCACAGAGCACAGACGCUUCUGCUUUGCUCCCUUAUUUUUUUUUCCCAAGGCUUUUUUGUCCUGUCUGCCUACAGAUCGCUUCUCUGCAUUUCUUCUGGAAAUCCCUAUUUUUCAGAAAUAGAUUUAAUUAAUUGGUCAUUCAACGCGAUUGAUAAGAUUUUUUCUAUGAUGAGAACGGAGGAGGAGCUCCUACUUGCCCUCAUGGGACACACGCAGCAGGAUAUAUGCUUGAUUCCUGGAAGGAGUGGAAGGUUGUAUGUCUCUCUCAGCUGUCCAUUGAGGACGUCGAAGAUAUGUGGCUAUUUGGCCUGAUGAUCACUGGAUUUCUUCUGAUUGGAGUGGGAGGAUAUCUGGUUUUCCAGAAAAUUGGGAAGACGGGAGCGAUUGGAGGGCGACCCGCACCCUUGGACAGCACCGUCCGGGUGGAGACCUCACAGACUUGGACGUUACUCGAGGUGAAUCGUAAGCUGGACAAUGUCUUAGCUGCGUUACCGGUGUUAGUGCGCAAAAUGGAUGUCAUCUCGGAGAGGGUCACCGGACGGUGUGGAGAUGUUUAAUAACCCGAAUUGGCUUCACUGAAGGACUGGAAUGACCAAUUACAGACUGAAGGCAGAGGGGGAAAUUAUCUCUGCCUGACCCAAACACAGUCUUGUUAUCCUAAUCUGACGCCAAGGCAGCCUUCAACUGCCAACAACAACCCCCACGACCGAAGGAAUGCAGACAGAUGCUAUGGAAACCCGUGCCCCCUCCCCCUUCAGAUUGUGGACUUCUGCAUAGCGAGACCAUCAAUCUGCGGGAACUCAAUGUGCGCUGCGCUACUCCCUCCCUCCUGCGGAUACAGCUGGCUGAGCGCUACACAUGGCUGCUCGCCCUGGAGAAAACAGGAUCCCAGCCCCCCCCCCCCUCCUAUCGGAGUCUCAUUUUGUGAAUGUUGAUGUUCGUGCUUAUAUGUUUGAGGUGUUUUUUUUUUUUGCAUAGUACAGCUACGCCCUGUCGGGAGUAACUCUGGUAUGCCUCUUUUCCCUCCCCCACUUAUCCUCAUGUAAUUCCCUUUUCAUCUAUUAAGGUAGCGCGACUCGUGUUGCGAAUGACCGCAGUCACCAAUUCUUGUCAUGUGUCUUGCCCAUGUAUGUCUGAUCUCUGAAUUGUGUGUACUGAAACUCAAUUUCAUUUCUCUGUAUGUCUUGCACAUGUGGUAGAAUUGACAAUAAAACGACUUUGACUUUGA
Molecule: messenger RNA, 3023 nt
Organism: Nothobranchius furzeri (turquoise killifish)
Lineage: Eukaryota; Metazoa; Chordata; Actinopteri; Cyprinodontiformes; Nothobranchiidae
Product: zinc finger protein OZF-like
Biological process (GO): regulation of transcription by RNA polymerase II
Cellular component (GO): nucleus
Molecular function (GO): DNA-binding transcription factor activity, RNA polymerase II-specific
Source: RefSeq, a predicted model, not a curated record